CCCUGCAGCCUCGCCGCCGCGCGCUCCCGCUCCCGACACCUGCACCAGCACCAAGAGAGCGUGUGUGUGUGUGUGUGGGCGUUCGCGCGCGUGCAUGUGUGUGUAUGAGUGUGUGUGAGGCAGUGUGCGGCGCGGUGCAGUGUGUGCGGUGCGGGGUUGUGUGUGUGCGGGGUCGGUGCGGUUCGGAUGCUCGAGCUGCGGAGGGAAACAGCCCGCGCGCCCUGAGGAGGAGGAGAGGAGCUCGCGCUGCACAAGUGAAGCUCCGCCGCGGUUCGGAGUCGGUUCCGUACAGACGGAUCAUCGGAUGUGAGUCGACUUUGACCUCUGGAAGCGAAGAUGAAGUUGCUAUGGAAACUGCUGCUGCUGCAGUCAUUCAUUGGCUGCCUCGCAGGGGACAGGGUCCUGCAGGGUCCUGUCUUCACUAAGCAGCCGGGCAGCAUCGUGUUCCCGGUGGAUUCUAUGGAGAAGAGCAGGGAGGUGGUGUUUAGUUGUGAAGCUCAAGGUCAACCCCCACCUUCUUACAGGUGGAAGCUGAACGGCACGGUGCUCAGUCCUAAACCCAGCUCUCACUACAGCCUGUCGGGAGGAAACCUGAGAAUCAGUCGUCUGAAUAAAGAGCAGGACGCCGGGGUCUACCAGUGUCUCGCCUCCAGCAGCUUCGGGACCAUCGUCAGCCGAGAGGCCAGCCUCACCUUCGCCUAUUUGGAGAACUUUAAGACUCAUCGGCGGAGUGCUGUGUCGGUGAGGGAGGGGCAGGGGGUGGUGCUUCUCUGUGGUCCGCCCCCUCAUUCAGGAGCGCUGACGUUCAGCUGGAUUUUUAAUGAGUUCCCGUCGUUUGUGAAGCAGGACGCUCGCAGGUUUGUGUCUCAGGAGACGGGGAACCUGUACAUCGCUAAAGUGGAGCCGUCCGAUGUGGGAAACUACACUUGUGUCGUGACCAAUACCGUCACAAAAACCCGCGUCCACGGCCCGCCCACUCCUCUGGUCCUGCGGACUGACGGAAUUAUGGGAGAAUAUGAGCCCAAGAUUGAAGUGCAGUUUCCCGAGGUGGUUCAGGUGGCGAAAGGAUCGACGGUGAAGUUAGAAUGUUUUGCUUUGGGCAAUCCGGCUCCGGCGAUUUCCUGGCGGCGGGUGGACGGGGUUCCCUUCGCUCGUAAGGUAGACAUGAGGAAGAUCAGCGGGGUGCUGGAGAUCCCGUACUUCCAGCAGGAGGACGGCGGGACGUACGAGUGCAUCGCCGAGAACCUGAAGGGAAGGAACUCUGUGCAGGGAAAGCUCUCCUUCUACGCUCCGCCGCAGCUGAUCGAGAAGCCGCAGGAUCUGCAGAAGGCGAUCGGGGACGCUGUGGUGUGGGAAUGCACCGCCACCGGAAAACCCAAACCCUCCUACAGGUGGAUGAAAAAUGGAGAAAAUCUGGAGGCUGAAGAGGAGAGGGUGCAGGUGGUUAAUGGCGCUCUGUCCAUCAGUCACUUGGUUCUCUCCGACGCUGGAAUUUACCAAUGUGUGGCCGGGAACAAGUACGGCGAGGUUUACUCCAACGCCGAGCUCAGAGUGAUCGCCGUGGCUCCAUCGUUCACCGGGAGUCAGCUGAGGGCUCAUACUCUGGUGAAGGAGGGGGGUGAUGUGCUGGUGGAGUGCAGGCCGAAGAUGUCUCCGUGGGGGAAAAUCUCCUGGAGGAAAGGCAGCGAGACUCUGAGAGAGAACAGCAGAAUCACUAUUCUGGAGAGCGGGAGCUUGCGGAUAUCCAAUGUUACAAAAUCAGACGCCGGGCUGUAUACCUGUGAGGCUCGCAACCAGUUCGGAGAAGACAGAAGUUCCGGGACUCUGAUGAUAAAAGAAGCGACAGUCAUCACCAGCCCUCCCUCCACCCUGGAUGUGACAGUGGGCGAAAGUAUCGUCCUGCCCUGCCAGGUCACCCAUGACCCCACCCUGGAGCUCAAGUUCACCUGGUUUUUUAACGAGCAGCUCAUCCAUUUCGGCACACACGGAGGAUACUUUGAGAAAGUUGGAGGGCAUUCAUCUGGCGACAUCAUGAUCCGAAACAUUCAGAUGAGGCAUGCUGGGAAAUACACGUGUGCCGUGCAGACCAAAGUGGACAGCAGUUCUAUUGCCACGGAUUUGAUCGUUAGAGGUCCUCCAGGUCCCCCCACCAGUAUCCAUGUGGAGGAUUUGACGGACAGCACGGCUUCUCUCUCCUGGAAACCUGGAUCAGAUAAUCACAGUCCGAUUACCGGCUACACCAUCCAGGCCAGAACCCCCUUCUCCCUCGGCUGGCAGGCCGUCACUACAGUGCCAGAGGAGGUGGGGGGCCGGCGACUGACGGCUACGGUAAUCGAGCUCAGCCCCUGGGUAGAGUACGAGUUCAGAGUGUUGGCAAGCAACGAGUUGGGCACAGGCGAGCCCAGCAAACCCUCCAAGCAAGCGAGGACAAAAGAAACACUUCCAAAGGUCACACCAGCUAACGUGAGCGGAGGAGGUGGAAGUCGAUCAGAGUUAGUUAUCACUUGGGAGCCCGUUCCUGAGGAGCUCCAGAAUGGUCCAGGCUUUGGUUAUGUUGUGGCUUUUCGGCCUUACGGUUCUACAGGCUGGAUGCAGGCGGCCGUGCCGUCACCCGAUGCUUCCAGAUACGUUUUCAAAAACGAAAGCAUUCAGCCUUUCUCCAAGUUCCAGGUGAAAGUUGGUGUCUACAACAAUAAGGGUGAAGGACCUUUUGGACGAGUAAUUACCAUCUACUCUGCUGAGGAGGAGCCUGGAAAAGCCCCUACCAGGGUCAGAGCCCAGAGCGUCUCAGCAUCAGAAGUGGAGGUGACGUGGAAGGCCCUUCCGUGGAGCAUGAGCCGGAGGCGCGUUCUUGGCUACGAGCUAAGAUACUGGGAAAUAAAGGAGAAAGAAGAAACGGCGAGCAUGCUAAGGACAGUGGGAAAUCGGACAGCAGCUAUUAUUCAGGGGUUAAGAGGGAGCAGCACAUACAAUAUAACUGUGAGAGCCUACAACACAGCUGGAACCGGACCAUCGAGUGCUCCCAUCAGUGUGACCACCAAAAAGCCUCCUCCCAGUCAGCCCCCUGUAAAGGUCAUGUGGAACACAUCCAACUCCAAGAUCAUCCUCAACUGGGAGCAAGUGAAAGCUCUGGAGAACGAAUCAGAGGUUAUGGGAUAUAAGGUUUUGUACAAACAGAAUCAGCACAGCCAGCCAAGAGUAAUGGAGACCAACACCACCUCAGUGGAGCUUUCUCUGCCUCAAGAUGAGGAGUACAUCAUCCAGAUUAAGCCUUUUGGAGAGGGAGGAGAGGGAAGCAGCAGCAGACAAAUCACCAUCCCCAGAGUAUCAGGUCCCAAUGCAAUCGGAUCUGCCUCCAGUGUGUCCACUCUGUCCGCCCUCAGUACAAUAGCCCUGUCCCUCACAGCCCGGACGUCCUUAUGACAAAGCGCAGUCCAGGCUCUCCAGCUCUAGACAAAACGCUUUCCUUCAUAGAAAGACUCUGAGAAAAGAGACUCAAAUGGAUCAAUGAAACCACCACCCAAUCAAGCCUGCUCAUAUUAUAGAAGAAAAAGGUCAAGAGGAUGGGUUCUGGUGAAAGGACAUACCGGAAUGAUACAAGGGGAUCUGUGGUUCAGCUGGCAAUUAAGAACAGGAUACCAGGAGCUGGAUCCUGAAUUUACUGUUACCAAAGCAGAUAAUACAUGAAAAAAUACUUAUUAGAAUAUGUCUUAUGCAUAUUUUGUGUCACGUCUAGCUUUCCAAACAGUUUAUUGUUUUUUUAUGUUGGGGGAGGGAAUGGGUUUGAUGCUAGUUGAUCAAAUGGCCUUUGCUGUGCUGAUAAAGUUGGGGAGUGUAGAGAUUUUUGUAGAUGCAUGUCAUUUACAAUGUUCUGUAGGGAAAUGCAGGAAUCCCAAUCCUUUAUUGUUUGAAGCAAGAUAAAUUAGCCUUUAGGUGUGGCUAUAAAACAAGGAAAGUGAAUUUGACUUGUAAACGUUCACUUUGAGUGGACCAUUGCACUGAAUGCAUUUCUGUGGGAAAAGAAUGAAGAACGUGACAGUCCAGAAUGGUGAUAAUCACUGAAGACUCUUCAAUGCAUCUUCAACGACUUCUUCCACAAACUUUGUUUCUCACACAGAAGAACCCGUGGGACUCUUUCUUGCUCUCACACUCUUGUUAUCUCAUUCUCUGCUUCUCUGUUCCGUUUGUAGCGUGUGCAGAGCUUCUCUUUGCCUUGUGUGUGCCUCAUCAUGUUUUUAAAAUCCUCAGGUCCUUGGAAAAAGCCUUAACUUAUCUCAUAUUUAUUAGUGCUAUCUCUAAGUGUACUACAUGCUCAAACACAGUGAGAGAUGGCAUGGCUUGCUUGGGUUUCCAGGUGGCGGGGGGUGAGGGGGUUGGCUGGAGGUACAUGCCAUCAUUUAUAGUCUAUUGCUUAUGUUUUUUCCAUCCUGUACCAGUGGUACACUGUUAUAUGUGGCGUAUAUGCUAAAGAAGGGCCCUGACCUGUAUUUAGAAAAGAUAUAGUUAAUCUGCUGCUGACCUUUCUGUUCUAUUUUCUUUAAUUGCCAUAAGGGACUGAAACCUUUUAAUGGAUGGUUUGUAAUCUAGUAAGGUGGAGGUUAGUAAAAUGUAGGUUUCUUCAAAAAGGGGUAAUUCUGAGACUUCAAUAAAGAAAAAAUUAAUAACAUGCUUUUUUAUAUUUUAAAUAAUUUAUAUUUAUGGGAAAAAAGGUUUCCUAGUUCUUGGUUUUUACCUGAUGAAAAGAAGAUAACCUGUUUAAUAUUGUGGCUCAGUGUCGCUCUGCAUGUUUGUGUAUUCUUCUCUGUCUCAGUUCAUUUGCUAUUGAUCGAAUGGCUUGCAGAAAUACAGUUGAUUAUUUUUUUAGAAGUGCGUCUUCCAUAACCAUCUCCCUCUUUCUCUCUCUCUCAUUCUCUCUCUCUCACUCUCUCUUUCAUUCUCUCUCUCUCUCUUUCUCUUUCUUUCUUUAUUUCUCUCUAUCUCUCUCUCUCUCUCUCUCUUUCUCUUUCUUUCUUUAUUUCUCUCUAUCUCUCUCUCUCUCUCUUUCUCUUUCUUUCAUUAUUUCUCUCUUUCUAUCUAUCUGAUGUACAGUAAACAUGUUUAUUAGGAACAAAGAGAUUUUCUUUUUUUUUCUGAAAUUAUUUGUAUGGGUAAAAAACAUUAUACAGCACAUCUCAUAAUUGGUCAGUUAUUAUUGCAAAUCAGUCCCAGAUCUAUCUAUCUAUCUGUCUAUCUAUCUAUCUAUCCAUCCAUCCAUCCAUCCAUCCAUCCAUCUGUUAGUCUAUCCGUCUGUGUGUCUAUCUAAUUUCUCCAUCAUCGUAAUGCACAUCAUAAAACCAUAGACUUUUUUGUUCUGAUGUUCUUCAUUGAUACCAGGUUCAAGAAUAAAAUGUUUUAAAAAUGAAUUUAUUUUAGUUUGCCUGUCUGUUGGAACUCAAUGUGGAUUUAAAGAGAACCCUGACUGUUAAAACAUGUAAGCCUCAAUACAAUUAUAACAUGUAAAAUACUUCAUUUCUUAUUAAAAAGAUACAAUAUCCUUCCAACAAUA
This is a messenger RNA of Astyanax mexicanus (Mexican tetra), 5545 nucleotides long. RefSeq names its product contactin 4 (gene cntn4). Gene Ontology annotation, biological process: axon guidance; cell-cell adhesion. Bases 337 to 3423 code for a protein of 1028 amino acids. NCBI's taxonomy places the organism in Eukaryota, Metazoa, Chordata, Actinopteri, Characiformes, Acestrorhamphidae. The transcript is spliced from 23 exons. Gene Ontology annotation, cellular component: axon; plasma membrane. Gene Ontology annotation, molecular function: protein binding. The record is from RefSeq and is a predicted model, not a curated record.